Fusarium vanettenii 77-13-4 is the source of this 1488-nucleotide messenger RNA. RefSeq lists its product as uncharacterized. The transcript has 5 exons. Lineage: Eukaryota; Fungi; Ascomycota; Sordariomycetes; Hypocreales; Nectriaceae. The record is from RefSeq and is a predicted model, not a curated record. Bases 19 to 1488 code for a protein of 489 amino acids.
CCUUGAUAUCACGGCAAUAUGCAUUCCUCGUGGUUCUCAUACCCUAUUUCGAGGCCGUAUCCAUUUCGGUGGUUUACACCAGUCACCUUGGUCGGAGGUGUGGUUCUGGCUGUCCUCUUCACUUUGAUCAACCUGGGCUCUAGUGGUUUCUACCUAAAAUCCGAGUUCACAUCAGAUCCUAACAGCACAAUUUCUGGCCAAUUGCAGUGGUUUAUGAAACCACCUUUUAGCGGGGAAAACAGCCUGGAGCCAAAAUGCGAACCCAAGAUGUUAUCGGUUGGAGAUAGCUUCUUCACCAGUCGGCUAGGAUUCCAAUACACAAUCAAGUCACUCAGGCGCUUCAACGAGAGCGACGAAUCUAUGGAAACUCUCCCGUCGAUCCCUUACUUGAACAAUACCCUCGAAGAUUGUUUCCUUGAUCGAGCAUCUCUCAAACUCAUAAAGUCCGACGCCAUCGGGUCCCGUACGUGGUGGAUUUCCUGGUCUGCCGCCUCGACUGUCGAGGCAACGGCGGCGUGUAGGAUUAUGACGCAGCAUGGUCGUAUCAACAUCUCGCUUGCUUUGCAGUAUCAGGGAAGAGCUGAUCAUCUUUAUGGGCUACUCAAUGCCUAUCUUGCUGGGGUCUGGCAAAUUAUGGCACUCACACAACAAGUUUCUGGGGCAAAGGACGAUCAUUAUUGGGCUUUUGGGGACAUCGCAUACAUUCGAAAUUUAUCCGAACAAAAUAUUCGGACUAUAGACUUUUUCAAAUCCGAUGCAUGGAUCGCGUCUUCGCAUGGAAGGAUCGUAACUACCAGUAUGGUCGUUGUAGACUCUCCUCUUGGCUUUGCUAACGACUUCUCAGCUACCAAGAACUUGACUUAUCUGUUUGAGAAUCCCAAGGAUCCUUUGUCGCCUGUUACGACAGAAGGGCUACACUACGCCAAGCUCCUGCACUCCCUCAUCUCAAUCGACCUCGGCAACUGCCAGGCGCCGAACCUACUUUUAAGCGACGACGGCCUCAAAUAUGCUAUCGACGCCCCUGAUUCACCGAACAGGAAGCCAAAGAAGGACCUUGACUGUGGCACAAGGAAUUACAAGGGCAGCAUGGACCGAUACUGCAAAAUACCUCGCCCAUAUACAUUCUACGAUAAGAACCUCACGUUUCUCAAUGAUACGUACGAUGAGUUUAGGCCUCUUACGGGGAAGCGCGGUUGCAAGAACUCGACCAUUGUUGCGCAGUAUCUCUGCUCUGUUCCCGAGAGCAAGAGCGCUGGGACCAUGAUUUUAGCGAUUGUCAUCGCAAAUCUGGUUUUCCUGCAGGCAGCUUGGAGGCUCCUGGGAUUGGCAGCACAGGCUAUGUUGCCAAAUGCGGACCCUGAUGCUAUGAUUUGUGAAGGCUGUUUGAAAGGCAAUAAGGCGAUGGAACAAGUCUCGAGCAGGCCGGUCAGUCGGAAUAGCGGUACUGACUCUGGAGAUGAGAGCACGGCGCAACUGGUACAACGAUAG